Aspergillus pseudotamarii is the source of this 1444-nucleotide messenger RNA. Its product is annotated as YjbQ family protein. Lineage: Eukaryota; Fungi; Ascomycota; Eurotiomycetes; Eurotiales; Aspergillaceae. Bases 1 to 1302 code for a protein of 433 amino acids. The transcript is spliced from 5 exons. The record is from RefSeq and is a predicted model, not a curated record.
AUGCGGCUCAGGAACGUACAUAUCCUCGUCAUCGUCUUGGCUGCUGGUCAGACCACAGCCGUUACUCAAAUUACCGAUGACCAUAUGGCGAGCCUCCUUAGCCAAGGAGGUGCAGAGCUUGCAGACCUCUAUGCGCCCAUGUGGUUUUUUGGCCAGGCUCUGAACCAGCCCCCUUGUUACCCGACAUGGGCCUUUGGUGGCUCUCCUACUUCCAAUGAUGUGUACGACAGCACCCACAAGACCCCUGCGGCGGCACAGUGUGAGUAUCCGGACGUUGGAUGCAAGUGUCGUAACCCAGGAAUGGCCACUAACAACAGGGCACCGGACUUUCCGAUCUACUAUACCUUUAAGAGGUGUAGUGAUACCGAAGUGCGAGUGGCAUAUAAUCUCUUCUAUGAGAAGGACGGUGCCAAAGUCAUCGGGGUUAUUGACACUGGCCAUGACUACGACUGGGAGAGAGUUAUAGUCAUCCAUUCCCGAGAUAACAACAACAUGUGGGCACCCUCGCGAGCACUUCUCUCCUCCCAUAGCGGCUAUCACAACCUAGCCUGGGGAGAUAUUCAGAAUACCCUCACCACGAAAGAGAUUCAGGCUGGAGAUUCCAAUGACCCCAAUGGGGUCCGAAAUAAUGAUCACCCCAAGGUCUAUAUCUCUUGGUCGAAGCAUGCCCAUUUCGAUACGCGCAAUACUGGCUGGGUUGACCCAAUCAGUCAGUCAACAGAUAACGCAUUCCGAAGUAAUGAUUGGUGGCAUUAUGUCGACAAGAAAUACUAUAUCUUAUCGGAUAAUUCUACCGACGCCGGCAAAGCUCUGGGAGGUGUUGACUGGGGUAGUGCCACCAGUAACCCCCCUUAUUUAAAGAAGAUGUCCUGGGUUCAGAAGACUUUCUCCCUCCCCCCACAGGCUCGCGGCUCGUACCUAAUCACGGACUACGUUGAAACUCAACUGCCGGAGAUCAAGAACUACAAAGUCGGCAUCUUGCACCUCUUCAUCAAGCAUACGAGCUGCGCUCUUUCACUAAAUGAGAACUGGGACGAUGAUGUUCAGGCAGAUAUGACUGAUGCGCUUGAGCGAAUUGUGCCCUAUGAUAAGAAGGGUAACCUCUACCGCCAUUCUGCGGAAGGAGAGGACGAUAUGCCGGCACAUGUGAAAUCCGCGUUGAUUGGUGCUUCGGUUAGCAUCCCUAUCUCCAAUGGGCAGUUGGCCACCGGUACUUGGCAGGGGAUUUGGUAUUUGGAGUUCAGGGCUCAUAAGCAUAGAAGAAAUGUUGUCGCAACCAUCCAGGGAGAGAAGAGCGAGUGACUCGAUAGCAAUAUAAGGGGGAAUUUAUGAUUUAUGAUGUUAUAUGAAUGUUGAUAGGCUUAGAAAAGGUGCUGUGGUGUGUAGGUGUUGAUUGCUUCGUAUAUAAUAUCGCACAUAUGUAGAUAUAAUACGGAUGAAUUCU